Molecule: messenger RNA, 724 nt
Organism: Athalia rosae (coleseed sawfly)
Lineage: Eukaryota; Metazoa; Arthropoda; Insecta; Hymenoptera; Athaliidae
Product: thioredoxin, mitochondrial
Exons: 3
Coding region: 152-571 (139 amino acids)
Cellular component (GO): cytoplasm
Molecular function (GO): oxidoreductase activity, acting on a sulfur group of donors, disulfide as acceptor; protein-disulfide reductase activity
Source: RefSeq, a predicted model, not a curated record
UGCAUCACAUCAUAGUUGGAUGUCCAGAUACAAAAGAUAUCUGAACUCAUACUGAGCCUCUCGUUUCUUUCUCUUACCUAAUUCUUUCGUGAACGUCAUCUCAAAAAAGUGGCAGUCUUGUCAGAUCAUAUCUAACUUUACAAACUAAACGAUGCUACGCAGUGCAACAAGAAUAUUUUCAAAUGUUGUUAAACGGGGAUUCGCGAAUGCUCCGGCACAAGAACCAGCGAUUCAAGCUGCUUUUACGGUUCAAGAUCCCAAAGAUUUUGACGAACGUGUGAAAAAUUCAAAAAUACCUGUAAUCGUCGACUUUUAUGCUACAUGGUGUAAUCCAUGCCGAAUGCUGACCCCACGAAUAGAGUCUGUGGUUGCCGAAAAGCAGGGAAAAAUUAUACUUGCUAAAGUUGAUAUUGACGAGAACACAGACUUGGCAUUAAACUAUGAGGUGGGGUCUGUGCCGGUUUUAAUUGCGAUGAAGGAUGGAAAGGAGUUGGAAAGAAUAGUUGGACUACAGGACACGGACAAGCUGCGCCAAUUUGUAGAUAAAUAUGUGGACUCGAAAAAAUUGUAAAUUAUUUUUAGUCCUACGGUAUUUCCUGUACUAAAUACUUCCUAUACCGACUACACUAAGGAAAGAGGUUCGACAAGUCACCUAUUGUAACAAAAUAGAUGCAGUUUUAUUUAUUGUGUAACAUAAUAAAAUGUAAUAAAUAUUCACUGUAUA